Messenger RNA from Aedes aegypti (yellow fever mosquito), 1436 nucleotides. RefSeq names its product protein phosphatase 1 regulatory subunit 42. NCBI's taxonomy places the organism in Eukaryota, Metazoa, Arthropoda, Insecta, Diptera, Culicidae. Gene Ontology annotation, molecular function: protein binding. The transcript has 4 exons. The coding region runs from base 189 to 1325 and encodes 378 amino acids. The record is from RefSeq and is a predicted model, not a curated record.
UUUGAUAUGGUUGUUUACUACCAGUUUUCGACAAAUCGUCUGCUGGCAAACCGAUGGGCUUUUCGAUUCACCAGAAAGCCGUCGUCCAGUGAACUUUCCACUCUUGUUUUCAAGGAUAGGUCCAAGGAGCUAGGAGAGAUAGUGAUUAGCUAGACAAAACUUGACAAAUUAGCGGCUUUCCAUUGAAGAUGAAGCACAAAAAAUCAUCCAAAAAGGCCAACACCAAUCUGACACACAUUUAUUUGAACGAUAAAAAUAUCACCCAAAUCACAAACAUUUACCCUACCAAACGGAUUCUGGUGCUCUAUCUGCACAACAAUCAAAUUUCCCGCAUUGAGAAACUGGGGGGAUUCACGCACCUAACGCAUCUCUACCUGCAGUGGAACAAUUUGAGGAAAAUUGAGAAUUUGGAUGGCUUGAAGAACUUGAAACAGCUCUAUUUGGGGUACAACAAAAUCGCCAAGUUGGAAAAUCUGGGCAAUCUGAAAAAGCUGGAACAGAUCCACAUCGAGCGACAACUGCUGGAUGGGACGACCCGUUUCGAGUUUGACGAUGACUGUAUGAAGGCGCUGGCGAACCAUCUCAAGGUGUUGAACAUCAAAAAGCUCCGACUCACCCACUUGACAGCGCUGGAACCGCUAUGGAAGCUGGAAGUCCUUCUGGCAUCGGAGAACAAUUUUAAAUCGACAGAGGACAUCACCCCGGUAAUCAGUGCCCUGUACUCGUUACGCGUUCUCGAUCUUCAGGGGUGCGUUGCGCAAAAGGAUGUCCACUACCGGGAGAAGGUUACGGCCGCCGCUGGACAUAAAUUGCUGCUUUUGGAUGGUAAAAUGAUCUCCCAAUCGACGCGUAACUUCAUCAAGAACUUCCAGACCAUCAAGCAGGAGAAGAAGCGUCGCGCCUUGGCUGCCGGAAGUGAGGAGAAAGCAAAAACGGCAGACAACUCCAAGUGCUCGCUUGAUAGUAGUACCGGUAGCGAGAGCACAUUUACCGUCGGAGGAGGGCACAUCCGGGGUCAUUUCCCAACGAAUUCGCUCUUCCAGGUGACUCCUCGGCGGCCGGUGUGUCCAAGGGUUCCCCGGAAGCCCGUCAUUCGAUCGCCGGUGCUGCUGAAAACGAUGUCGGCCCAUUUUAGUGAUGAGAUGUUCGGACGCGCUGAGAUUAGAGGGCUGGAUUCGGGACUGGUGAUGUCGGAACGAGGCGGCAGCCAGAACAAUAAUAUCGGGGUGAUGUUGCAGGGGAAGGUCAUGAAGGCAGAAGUUCCGGUGUUCAAGGAAAAGAUUCGCGUGCAACGGAAGGUGCAAUCAUUACCGUCGAUCGAUUAGUUGAAAAAUAGUGCGUGACUGUUUUCGGUGGUGUGCUGAUGUCUUGGUUUCUAGCUAGCGGUUUGGUUUGGACAUUUUACGGUUGAUGAGAAUAAAAUUUUAGCUGAAUAA